Molecule: messenger RNA, 432 nt
Organism: Aspergillus homomorphus CBS 101889
Lineage: Eukaryota; Fungi; Ascomycota; Eurotiomycetes; Eurotiales; Aspergillaceae
Exons: 3
Coding region: 1-432 (143 amino acids)
Source: RefSeq, a predicted model, not a curated record
AUGUGCUUAGCAUACUGCAGGGCAGGUGCUGAAAAUCUUCUGUGGAAACUCCACAAGGAUUACGAACUGCACCCCGAAGUCUCCAUCAGCAAAGGGUUCAAGAUUGCUGAAUUUGAUUGCGGCACAGGGGUAUGGCUCAUCGACCUUGCGAGUCAUCAUCCACCUCGGGGCUGGUGGCCAGAGAAUAUGACUCUCAACGUUGUCGACGAUGCAAGGAUUGAUCUCCCAUUUUCGCUCUUGGGACAGUAUGAUGAGGUGCAUCUCCGAAUUUUGACGAGCAAUUUACACGGAGGGAAGGCAGAUACUGGAGGUGGAAGUCCACUGCGCUUGCUUAUUGAGGCUGCCAUGGAAAUACGUGGUUGCCGUUUUGGGUAUUGGUGCCCCGUGAUGGAGUUAUCUCUGACCGCUGCUCUACAACACAACCUACCGUGA